Messenger RNA from Aspergillus mulundensis, 828 nucleotides. Its product is annotated as lipase family protein. NCBI's taxonomy places the organism in Eukaryota, Fungi, Ascomycota, Eurotiomycetes, Eurotiales, Aspergillaceae. Gene Ontology annotation, biological process: lipid metabolic process. The transcript is spliced from 3 exons. Bases 1 to 828 code for a protein of 275 amino acids. The record is from RefSeq and is a predicted model, not a curated record.
AUGACACCUCGAACAACGGUCCUUUACGCGGCAGGCUUACUCCUAUCAUGGGUGAUCCCAUCUAACGGCCAAGAUAUCAAUGAGGCUCUGCUUGAACGCUUCGACAUCUUCGCCCAGUACGCCGCGGCCUCCGGCUGCGACCAGAACAACAACUCCACCGAUUCGUCGCUCAUUACAUGCGACUACGGCUGCCCCCUGCUCACAUACUACGGUGACACGACUCUGUACGAGUUUCAGAAUCGAGGGCUAGGCGACGUAACCGGAUACCUAGCCCUCGACAACUUCCGCAAGCUAAUCGUCCUCGUGUUUCGAGGAAGCACAUCCAGCCAGAACUGGCGCGCGGACCUCAACUUCCUCGCGUAUUGGGAUUGGCUUCUCUGUCCGAACUGCUACGUGCACGCCGGGUUCUGGGCCUCGUGGAAAUCCGUCGAGGGCGAUGUCCUAUGGACGAUUCGACAAGCGGUGACCCAGUAUCCAGAUUAUCAACUUGUCUUUACAGGCCAUAGCCUUGGUGGCGCGGUCGCCACAAUGGGCGCGACCCUGGUGCGGAGUCGGGGGUGCUGGGGGGACCGAUCGAUUGAUCUUGUGGGUUCCAACUCCUCCGUCUCUUCAUCAGAUUCAGGACCUCCGGCGAAGCUAACUUGCUCGCCGACGAAUAGUUCACAUUUGGCGCCCCCAAAAUCGGAAACACUGCGACCGCGCGGCGGACAACCGGGCUCACCCGGCUCUAUAGAGCAACGCACAAGAACGACCCUGUACCUAGGCUACCGCCGACAUGGGGGUGGCCAUACGACUACAGCCAGCCGUCGCCUGAGUACUGGAUUCUAG